AUGGUUUGUGCUCCUCCUCUCUCAGGAUCAGUUCCUCCAUACUACAGGGAGGUGUAUGAGGCCAUCCGGAGUAAGAUAGAUGAACGAGUGCAGGUUGAGGUCUUCCAGAGGUUGCUCAGCAGGACAGAUCUUCCCAGUGCUGUGCAGGGCCAGGUGAACACAAAACGUUUGCUUUACUUGUCACAGCUAUAAUUAGAAUGCCCGCCAAAUGUGGAAAGGAAGUUUGUGGUUAGGUUUUUUAGGCUCAUGUUUUUGUUGUUAUCACACAGAAGCACAGACUGGUUUGUUAUGUAUUAGGGUUUUCUAUCUGCUUCCCUUCUUGGAACUCCAAGAAAAGUGAACAAGACAUUCUUCAGAAUAGGAGGUAGACACUAGACAGAAAAUACUUGCAAAAUAUCUAGCGCUCUUUGAUACAAACCAUUCAACUCUAUCCAAAGACCCUCUCAAGCCUAUAUUUGUUUUACCACUAAGUACUAAGGGGGUAAUUACAAUACUAGUUCCAACACCAGUUAUUAGUAAGGGUGUUUUCUCCAAACUAUCUCCUUGCUGCCUUUUAAUUAGUGGUAUUUGCUUCAGUAAAGCUUACUCGAAAGUGAUGGUAUUUGAGGGGAUGACGUUUAAAAGUUGUGUUAUUAAGUGCACAUGGACAUGGAAAAUAUAAUGUGUUACACAUUAUCCAUGGAAACACUUCAUAGAUUUAUUUCAGCUGAGGCCUCAUGGUUCAGUUUGAUGUCUCUUACUGUAGUAUAUCAAUACUAAAGUGUUUUCUGCAUUUUCUUGUCAACCACUGCUGGAUUUAGACCUUGGAUUGAGCAAUGACCUUUUAAGAGAGUCAUAGUAUGUCCUUGUCUUUUCCAGAUUGCUGAGCAUGUUAACUACACUGAUGGAUUCUUAAGCAAGUUGUCCCUCUAUAAAGCACUGGCGUUGAUUGCACUUGCUCAGCAAGGAAAGCAACCAAGCCCGAAACUCUUGGAGAACUGCAUACAAGGUAAGCCUUUGAACUAGUUGUUUUCAAGUGAGGACACCGCAGUAAAUGUGUAGCUUAAUGAGUAGCUUGACUGUUUAGUAUCUAAGGUCAAGAACCAUUGUGACUCCUAUAAACAGCUUGUGUGAGAAAGUUCAGUUCACUAUAUAUUUAUUGUGUGAAGUUUAAUAUGCAUGUGACAAGCUAAAGUACACAUUGUAUUUGCACACAAAACAAGCAAGUGUGCUGUGCCAAAAAGGUGGUCCUAGUUUUAACAUAGUGUGUUGUAUGUGUUGGCCGGUUUCCUCUAACCGCUGGGCAUUGCGUCCAGGAAUACACCAGCUCCCGUCCCAGAGAGUUACAGGAAGAACUCUUCCCUCUCUCUCAUGUACACUUGUAUUUCUUGAUUAUAUGAAUCAAUUUACUUUCACAUGCUGCGGCUAGGUUUUUGUGAAGAAAAGCAUGAGUGUUACAGUGUACAGUACCAUUAAGUUGGAGAGGAGGAUGAGUCUUUGAUUUUUCAGAGGUAGCCAUUACUCCAAACACAGCCCUGAGUUAGAGCUCUGUUCCAAAGCUCAUAUGAUUAUUUAGGGCCCUCUGUGUUAUUUCAGGUGCUGCCAAUAUGGCAGCUGACUGCUUUCUGUGAAACUGAUGUCAUGUUUUCUCUGCUGAGCUAUGGUAGAACUGGUUUCCUGGUUGUUGUAGGAAGUUGAUUAACUCUGCUCAUACCUCUCUGUGAAAUGUGCAAGGAGGGUUGAAUUCAGGAUCACAUGAAUCACACCCUCAUCACUGUUGUUUGAAAGACUGUGGGGAUCUAGAUGUGAUGCCUAGUUUAGAAAGAAUGCAUUAAUGAUUAAAUAUAAUAGGUUUGUACUGUACUGUUGUUUCACAUAACAAGCUGUGAUUCAUGUGAGGAACGUUAGGGGGUAGGAUGAGAUAAGACUUGUAUUUCUCACAGACACGAACACUGCCUCUUUGUGAUCUGUGAACCAGAUUUGAAUACCAGAUUUGAAUUGACGCAACUUAACAAGACGAAAGAGACAUUUGAGUUUAGGGAGAGGCAUGUGUGCUUUCUGAUGGUGUCAAGUCUAGUUUCCUCAAUAUUACGAAAGGUGUACCGCAGAGGUCGGUAUUGGGACCUGUUCUCUUUACUAUUUAUAUACAGUGGCGUGAAAAAGUAUCUGCCCCCUUUCUAAUUUUCUUUACUUUUGCAUAUUUUUUAUACUGAAUAUUAUCAGAUCUUCAACAAAAACCUAAUAUUAGAUAAAGGGAACCUGAGUGAACAAAUAACACUACAAUUAUAUACUUAUUUAAUUUAUUUCAUAAAUAAAGUUAUGCAACACCCAAUGCCCCUGUGUGAAAAAGUAAUUGCCCCCUUACACUCAAUAACUAGUUGUGCCACCUUUAGCACAACCAGGAACCAAACGCUUCCUGUAGUUGUUUAUUAGUCUCUCACGUCGCUGUGGAGGAAUUUUGGCCCACUCUUCCAUGCAGAACUGCUGUAACUCAGCGACAUUUGUGGGUUUUCAAGCAUGAACUGCUUGUUUCAAGUCCUGACACAACAUCUCAAUUGGGAUUAGGUCUGGACUUUGACAAGGCCAUUCCAAAACUUAAAAUGUGUUGCUUUUUACCCAUUUUCAUGUAGACUUGAUUGUGUGUUUUGGAUCAUUGUCUUGCUGCAUGGCCCAGCUGCGCUUCAGCUCACAGACGGAUGGCCUGACAUUCUCCUGUAGAAUUCUCUGAUACAGAGCAGAAUUCAUGGUUCCUUCUAUUAAGGCAAGUCGUCCAGGUCCUGAGUCAGCAAAGCAUCCCCAAACCAUCACACUACCACCACCAUGCUUGACCGCUGGUUUGAGGUUCUUACUGGGGAAUGCAGUGUUUGGUUUUCGCCAGGCAUAAUGGGUCCCAUGUUGUCCAAAAAGUUAUACUUUUGAAUCAUCUUUUGAAUCAAUAAUAGAACAUUCUUGCAAGAGUCUUCAUGAUCAUCCAGGUGCUUUUUGGCAAACUUGAGUCAACUUUUUGGACGACAUGGGUGCCAUUAUGCCUGGCGAAAACCAAACACUGCAUUCCACAGUUGACCAAGCUAUGUUAGAGCUGCGAUCUGAUUUUGUUGCAUUACAGAAAGCCCUUGUUGAUUUAAAACGUGUACUUAAUGCGGGCAAAACUAAAUAUAUGUUAUUCUCUAAGAUGAGCUGCAUAUUCACUAAUUGGAUGGUUCUCUCAUCGAGCGGGUUCCCGCCAAUAAAUAUCUGGGCGUUUGGAUUGAUAAAGAUCUAACGUUUAAAAAACAUACUGAUUAGCUAGUUAAAAAGCUAAGAUUUAAUGUGGGCUUCUUUUAUCUUGUCUCUCCAUGAACAGCAGGAAGCUCUGCUCCACAAGUUUCCAACAUACCUCACUUCCCUGUUUAAAUAUUAAAAUAUGAGAUACCAAUCCCGUUCUGAGGUUUUCUUAACUCUUGAGGUCCCAGUUGUCUCCACAAAGUUUGGUAAAUUUGCCUUUAGUUUUAACGCACCACAGUUAUUGAAUACCUUACUAAACAAAUUACACCUGGAUUCCCUGGUACCGAUAGGGCAGUUUUUAAAACUCUGUUGUUAAAUGAGUUCACUGAAGUGUGCAGUUGUUUCAAUUGACUAUUAUAACUUGUUGUAAUAAUCGUAUGUAAUGUAUUUAUAGCUGUCUUGUAGUUUAUUUUCUAUAUUUUGUUGUUGUAUUGAUUACAUUUUUGUCCUCAAGGCACCAUUGCAAAAGAGACACUGGUCUCUUUUGGGCUCCCCUGAUUAAAUAAAUGUUUUUUAAAAAUGUGAAUGGGAGAAUUCAAGUGUCUGAAGGAUCAGACUUUUAUUUUAUUUAUUUAUUUCACCUUUAUUUAACCAGGCAAGUCAGUUAAGAACAAAUUCUUAUUUACAAUGACGGCCUACACCGGCCAAUUGUGCGCUGCCCUAUGGGACUCCCAAUCACGGCCGGUUGUGAUACAGCCUGGAAUCGAACCAGGGGGUCUGUAGUGAAGCCUCAAGCACUGAGAUGCAGUGCCUUAGACCGCUGCGCCACUCGGGAGCCCCCAGGAUCAGACUUACCGUCUGAUCCUUCAGACACUUGAAUUCUCCCAUUCACAUAAGGGAGGUGAAAUGUCAAAUGUACAUUGGAACAUGCUUGCUUUUCCCACACAACAUGGAUGUGUGUAGUAAAACAUUUUUAUUCAAACCUGCACUACAGGGAAUCAUAAAUUAUGUAUAUUAGUUCAAUACAGCUGGAUGUGUACACCUUGUCUGUGAGCAUAGCUGUGCUGAUUGCCUUCUAGAUAAAUGAGUAUAUGAGAGCAUUGGUUACUCAUGUUUGACUUGGUGUUUGUUUGAAAGAGUUCCCUAAGCCCCAACUUGGUGAGUUCAAGGACCUCCAGAAUCUGAGGAUGCAGCCAACUCAGGAGAGCCCCCUCACAGUGUCCCAGACCCUGGGCAAGCUGCUGGCCAGGGAUACAGUCCAGGUGGAGCUAAUUCCUGAGAAGAAGGGUCUGUUCCUCAAACACGUGGAGUACCAGAUCACCAGCCAGGUGAAGGCUGCAUUUAAUUAUAUAUGAUCGUAACAAAAAUGGCCUUCGUUAGAAGAAGGAAAUUAUUCAUAAAAAACGUCAAGCACAUACUUUACCAUAUAUUUACCUUUUUAAUUUUUACUAGGAAUUUUGAUCAUAACUCCAAAAAGCCAGUAAUUCCCUCUGGCUCUAUUGUUGGCUCCUCAAUUAUUUCUGGAUUUUUGGCUUGGUGAAACGAAUGGCUUUAAUGCUUGUUAUAAAGGGUCCAUCUAAGAAUUAAUGUAUACAUACUGUACAUUGCAUCGUUUACACUGGAUGCCUCAGCUGAACAGAGCUGGUGUUGUUUCUGUGCAGUGAGCAUUUACAAUCAGUAUGAACCAAAGCCAACGCAUGACAAACACAUCCAUUGUCAAUAUAUUUGUUGAAUUCACAACCCAAAGCAUUAUGUUAUUUUGUACAUCUCGGUUAUUCACUGAUAAUGUUUGUUUUAACUUUUGUAGCGUUUUAAGAUAUCCGUUUACCGGCGGUACAGUGAUUUCGAUGUCUUCCACGAGCUCUUACUGCAGAGGUUUGCCUACAGAAUGGUGCCUGCACUGCCGCCUAAGAGAAUGCUGAAAGGAGGUAUAUAUAGGAUGUCAGUCAGAACAUUUGCUUAUUAGGAGGAGAGUGAGGCUUUGAUCUGUAGAUACUAGUGUUCCAAUCUGCAUCAGAGCUGGGGUCCCGCUGCCCCAAGGGAACUCCAAUGGUAUUAAUCCAACUUCACUCCGUGUUCCUACAGCAGACAUUAACUAUGUCUUUAUAUUACCAUUAUUAAAUACAAAUGUUAUUACUUUAUGACUGUAUUCAGGGUUGGGCGAAUAACUUGAAAAAUGUAAUCCGUGACUGAUUACAAUUACAUGAUAAAUAAAGUAAUCAGUAAAGUAAUCAUUUGGAUUUCUCAAAAUUAGUAACCUAAUCGGAAUACAUUUGGAUUACUUUUGCAUUACUUUCACUUCUAACACCCAGACAUAUUUUUUAAAUGCUUAAAAAUAUAGCUUUUUUUUUGUAACAUGGGUAUUUCCAAAUGGGGACUAGUGUAAGAGCCUAAAGAUCCUAUAAUUCACAUGUUCUAUUCUAUGUGUAAGACAGUGGAGGCUGCUGAGGGGAGGACUGCUCAUAAUAAUGGCUGAAACGGAGCAAAUGGAAUGGCAUCAAACAUGUGUUUGAUGUAUUUGAUACCAUUCCAUUCAUACCGCUCCAACCGUUACCAUGAGCCCGUCCUCCCCAAUUAAGGUGCCACCAACCUCCUGUGGUGUAAGAGCACAGUCAUAGGUUUCCAUACUAACCUUUUCACUAGGUGGCACCAGCCCAUGAUUUGGUUGCACCACAAUUGCUGGAGGGUCACCCAAUAUAAAUAAAUAUUAGCCUCAUCGUCUUAUAAUGUAAUUCAAAGAGUUUCAUUCUGAAGUGACUACUAAAAUAGUAUGAUUCAAGAAAUAAAUGGUUUAUUCUAACAUCAUAUUCAAGCACAAAUACAUGAUUCCAGAUAUAUUGAUGUGCAACCCCUAACCAGUGAUUGUCAUGAAUUUGGGGUUUGGCAACUAGGCAAUUGUUGUUAUUAUUUUACUAUGAAAAUAGGGUUCCAGAAUUUUCAUAUUUAUUUUGUUCAAUAGAUAAUUAUUUGUCUUUAUCUUUUUGGGCACUAAUAUCAUAUAGGCUAAUUUAUUUGGGACUAAUUACCCAACUGAGGAAGUGGUUAGCUAGAUUGCUAACUCAAAAUAUAGCCUAUUACUGAUAGUUAGCCGUGUAAUUGAUAUCUAACAGUACAUUUAAUGUAUAUGCCUAUGCACCCACCUUGAAUGGCCGAAUGCCCUUUGUGGAAUAUUAAAUACAAUUCAGACCAGAAAGCUGAGACCCUUUUCUCUUCAACUGUAACAAUAUUGGUUGCUUUCAAUAGUGUUUCCCCCGCGAUUAAGCCUACAUUUUGAAAUAUUGGGCAAUCAGAAAGCAUUUCACAAAGGAAAGAGAGAGUGAAACUGCACUGCUUCAAAGCAGCAAGCAGGAACUCUGUAGUCCAGACGAUUCGGAUUGACCAGUGAGCCAGGUGUAAAUGUUUUGGAAGCCUUACCUAUUCAUUCAACCACAAAAGGAGCCAUCCACCCUUGGUGGGCGAUCAUCAGAAUAAUAGAAUCUCUGAGAGCAUGUGAGAAGUGUUGAUGGUGCGCUAAAUGACAGCAAUGAUGACAAAGUUUUAUCAAAUGUUCCUCUUGAUAAUAGAUUAAGUAAUCCCGGAAGUAAUCAGCUGUUUUUAAGAAUGUAAGUAAUCCGAUUACACGUUUUAUAAAGUAAUCCGGGUUUAUUAGUUACUUCAUUUUUGUAAUCCGAUUACGUAAUCCCAGUUAUAUGUAAUCCGUUAUUACCCAACCCUGACUGUAUUACAUAAAACAGUAUGACAUCAUCUGUUCUCUUUUACGGAAGCAGAACAACUGAUUAUUUUGGCUCUUUAACUGACCUCUGUCUGUCUACAGUCCUGACCUCCAUGUCUGAGCGGGACUUUAUAGAGGGAAGGCGGCGUGCUCUGGGCCGGUUCAUCAACCUAGUGGCACGACACCCCUUCUUCUCAGAGGACGAACUGGUCAAGACCUUUCUCACCUUCAACGGCUCGGUAUGUCUCUGCUACUGAAAAGACCACCUUGCAUCAUCUCUGCUAGUUGUCUUCGCCAAGAUCACUUUGUUAUUGGGUUUGCCACGAAUAAUGACAGUAUUGCUCACACAACUUUACUCUCUCUCUCUCUCAGGACGUUCAAGUGAAAAUGCGUGAUGCUUGCAAGAAAAUGGGAGAUGAAUUCAUGACGAAUAGAAUGGCAACUCUGGCAAAGGUUUGUGUUGUUUCUAUUAUGAAAUACUGUAUCAAAUGACUUAGCUAUUUGAAAUCCUACUGAGAUGCAGCAGUGUGAGUCUUUGUACAUCUGUGCAAUAGGAAUAUCUCCCAGCUGAUAUCCAGGCCCAGUUUUCAUCAAGCAGGGAACUGAUCAAGAAUAUCCACAACAGCUUUCACAAGCUGCGGGACCGGGCAGAGAAGAUGGCAGAGCGCUCCAAGGAAAACGCCACUGAUUUGCUAAUGUUUGGAAGGGAGCUCAGGUACAGAACUCAGCAUUUAAGGGCAUAAAGCGCUCUUUCUCUAUCGCCACUCUCUACACAAGUGUUUUGGCCCAAGGAAAUGUAUUAUGUUAGCUAUCCCAAGGAUUUGUUUUUUUUCCUUUUCAUGGUUCUCACUUAAAAUCGUUUUUCUCAGCCGAGACACAGUACUGGUCCAUCUUCACUAGUUAUGCUUUCUGUUGCAGUACACUGGGCUCCGAUGGUUCACCCAUUCCCUCUCUGGCCUCAUCCCAAAGCACCUGGGGCAUUCUCCGUCAGUCUCUGAAAGGCCUUUCCGUAGAGUUUGCUCUGCUAGCCGACAAAGGUGCUCAGCAGGUACAAUCCAGCUGACUGUAUACGUACCACCUGCUCUACUGUGCUAUUGCCAAACUCUACCUGCGUGCAAAACAUAAUCAUUUAUUCAUUGAUAUCUUAAGGGGAGGAGAGAAGAGGACGAUGUUGUGGAAAAACUGAAUCUAUUCUUGGAUUUGCUGCAAUCAUACAGAGUAAGUUUGUUUGAGAAAUGUAAAAAAUGCAGUUACUGAAGAACUAUGUAACAACAUGUUAAUACAAUGUUACUAGUGUAAUUACAAAUUUACUACACAGGUAUAAGAGCAACUUAAUUUAGAGUGUUACCUAUAUAUAUGUCCCGUUUGGCUCAGUUGGUAGAGCAUGGCGCUUGCAAUGCCAGGGUUGUGGGUUCGAUUCCCACGGGGGACCAGUACGAAAAAGUAUGAAAAUGUAUGCACUCACUACCAGUGGCGGCUCCUGAAAAAAUUCUCAGGGGGGGCAAUUUUUCUGAUGAUUUAGGUGACCUACACAAAUUUUAAAAAAGAGAUGUCCAGCAACAACAUGAAGACAGGGGCAGCAUAUAAGUCAAUACCAGAAGCAUUUAUUGACUGAUCUCAAAAGUGUUGGCUUACCAGGGUUGGUGGAGCCCUCAGUUUCAUCUUUGCCUCGCAAAGCUAACUCAAACACUCCGCAAAACUUCACACACUGGAUUAGCCGGCUGAGGAUGUGGCGGUUCUUGCUAAUGUCGUAGUAAAUAUAUUUGUUAUAGUGAAUAUGGAAUAUGAUAUGUUGAGUAAAAUGUUGUGCUAAGAUCUAUUUAGGUCAGGAGCUGGUUAUAAGUUCUGUUCCUAUCCAAUAACAAUGGACAAAAGGGUCCUAUCUUGUCAGCCUUGUCAGUUUCAGUUCUCCAGUAAACUUGUGAUUAUCAACACUAACCUCAUCGUUGUGGCGGCGGACAGCUAGCCUGUAUCCCUCAUCCAGUUGAGUGGGAAUGUUCACUCUCCCCAAAGCAGACAAUCUCAAACAGCUAUCCAUGUGGGUCUUUGACAGCUCAUGUUUCUUAAUCUUUCCUGAAAGAUGGUGCAUGUCCGUUACACACCAGUCGCUGUCCAAGCGGUGCUGUCUGCCGUGCCGCCUUCAGGGUGAAAGAGUAAGCAGGGGGUAGCAGAAGACUGCAUUAGCUGCAUCGCAGCCUGCUAGCCAGGUUUUUCGUUCGUACCAAUUUUUGGAAAAUCCUCGGGUGUAGGACUUCCCCCCUUUAGUAGAAACCUGUUGAAUUAUUAAAUUUGGUCUGGGAGGUCCUAAUUGUUUCGUUGCCAAUUUAUCUUGAUUUGUUCGCCGACAAAAAGUAACUUAUUUCAAAGAGACAAUCGAGUUGCACUGAACGCUAUAGCCAUCUUGAUAGUAGUACGUGAAUUGAUUGAUGAGGCUACCCGCUCUUUUCUUAGUUACGUUCAUGGUUACGUUACGUAUGACGAAAGCGCGUAAGUGCAAGCCCUCAGAAACCCAUAGAGAUUGUAUUGAAAGCUCUGAUAUUUGAAAAAAAUAGAUUUUACAUGGGAGUCUAUGAGAGACUUCUGGGCGAUUUUCAACCUGACUGAAAUCGCCCCAAAAGGGGGGGGGGCCAUUUGAAGCACGACUUUAGCCUGAUUGGACAUUUAGUGGCACUGUGGCAGAUCAGACGUCUAGAUUACAACACUGAUAACUACUGUUGCCGUGAUAUAAUUGAUUAGAAAAAAAAUCCCUUCCUUUUCCCGUUUGGCAGUGCGUCGCCCAUAUCGCCCUAUUGAACACACCGCCCCUGCUCACUACUUACUGUAAGUCGCUCUGGGCAAGAGUGUCUGCUAAAUGACUAAAAUGUAAAAAUGUAACAGGGUAGAUGCUGCGCUUUAGUAAUGUCUUACCCUGUGUGUGUGUGUGUGUUCCAUAGGAUCUGUGUGAGCGGCAUGAGAAGGGAGUAUUGCACGAGCACCAGAAAGCGCUGCAGAAGUAUGGUAUGAUGAAGAGGCAGAUGAUGAGCGCCACAGUGCAGCCCAAAGAGCAGGUGUCUGUGGAGCAACUGGAGUCUCGCAUUGUGCAGGUUUUCUUUCUCAUUCAUUCUAUCUCUUUCCCUUCCCCUUUCUUUCUCUCUCACUCACUCACUCACACUCUCUCUCUCUCUCUGUGUGUGCUUGAAAACGCUGUUCCUUCCUCAUUCACUCAGGGUUGUCACACGUCAAAUCAACACUGUUUUGACAUUAUUAAUACAGCUUUGUCAGCUUCAUAGCACCCCUGCUAACAUGAACACUAUUCAAUCUUCAUUAUGCUGAGACCAAACAUCACAGGCCAAUCCAAUCUCCCUCGGAGAGACUGUGUCCUCUCUGACAUUGAGAGGAAGGAGGGAACAGCAUUUUCUCACAUGCCAUCAUUGGGGAGUUGAUUGAUACCCUGGUAUAAGGAUUGAUAUCCUGGUACAUCCUACCACAUUUCUCAUACUAAACCAUCUUAGGACGAUAUUGCAUUUGACAGUUGGGCAUUUCAGCCUUUAGAAUGGAUCUCAUAUGUCAUGUUUUUCAACACACUGACUCCUACAGACAAGGCCAUGACAGCAUAGUCUUAUGAUCAAUGGGUUUGUUCCUCUUGAUAACCAUCAUAUGGUUGUGGUUUGUGAAGUAAUAGUUUGUAUCCUCCCCUAACAGCAAGAGAACGCCAUUCAGACCAUGGAACUGCGGAACUACUUCUCCCUGUUCUGCCUUCACCAGGAGACUCAGCUCAUCUUCACUUACUUGCCCAUCACCUCUCACAUCCUGGGAGCCUUUGUCAACUCACAGGUCCAAGGACACCAAGAGGUGAGACUCACCUGGAAAUAUACAGUGUCAUGCAUGGAUUUCUAAGGCUUGAGUUGAAGCAGUAGAGGUCACAGUUCAUUAGGGGUGUGUGUGGAUUGUAACUAGAAUUGUAAUCUUUAAUAGAUACACAAUUAUAAGAUGAUCGUCUUUGAAUUUUGGUCAGAGGAUGCUUUCACUAUAACAGACUUCUUUGUUUGUUCGAUAACUAGAUGGGUGCAGUGUGGAAUGAUCUCCAGCCGAAGCUUGGGUGUCUCUUUGGUGUCAAUGGAAUGCAAUCCCCUCCUCUUACACCCAAAUAGACACCCAUGCUCUCUCAACAAGCAAUGAAGAUGCUGCUUUGCAAGCCAAGAUACAGUCAAAGUCUCAGAAGGGACUGAUGGUGAACUGUUUUCAUAAAACCUUGAAAAACACUACAAACUGUGCCUUAAGUAACAGUUGUGUGGUGGAGGGUAAACGCAAGUAGCCUAAUGCAGUGUACUCACCUCUUUGUCUUUAUGGGACAGUUUAUCCACCUUUUGCAGAAAAAUGCAUUGAAGUAUAGGGAGUGUUACUUUUUUUUCUGCUACCGGUGAUCAGUUUACCCACCAAUUUCUUUUUUUACCACUACAUCACUGAUUUCAAUGAAUGGAUGUGGUCUGCAGCUCAUGAUAUAUUAUACUGUACGUGCAUCCUCAUUAGGGAUGUCACAGAGGUUGAUCAAAGGAGCUCAUUUGGAAGUGGAAGAGUGCUUUGAAGAAUGUGUGCUGCUGCUGCUGCUGCACCACCGUUGAUGCUGCACCACCGUUGAUGCUGCACCACCGUUGAUGCUGCACCACCGUUGAUGCUGCCUUGCUGUACGAGAAGAGGACAAUAUUGCUUUCAUAAUUGAUAUACGGGGAACAUUUUGUUGAAAAGGAAUCCACAAAAAGCUGGACCUUUCUGUGUUAUUUUGUAGCUCACUGCCUUUACCAUAUGAGGGACUUCUUAGCUACACUUCUUGGAGGAUUAUUCAGCUAUGUUGAGGUAUAAUGUAGUGUCUUAUUGCAGGCAGACAAAUGUAAGAAUGUAUGUGCAUGUAAGAAAACACUAAUUAAGCUGAUUGACAAUGUUGCCACACAGGGAAGAUGUGUUUCCUGGCCGCAGCCAGGGGGCGGCAAUAUACCCUUUUGUGUUUAAAAUGACUAGUGUAAAUGUUUAAGCUGUUUAGAAAGAUUCUAAUCAGGGCACAGCCUCAUUUCCAAAAGACAGGCAAACCAAUAUAUAUUUAAGGAAAUGUAGUAGCAGCAUGCUAUUCAAUGGUUUGUUGUAAAAUAAAACAUAGACCACACUUGUGCAAUUGGGCUUGCUAGCUUGUUGUCUUUAUAUUCAUGCAAAGGACUUCAGAUUCCUUGCUUCAAUCGAAUCUUAGUUGCAACACUGUGAAAAGCUACUUCAGUUUCUACGCCUGAGCCGAGCAAGCUAUCAAGAGGAAGAGGUUUGAUCAAAUUAAAAUAAUGUGUGAUUUAUGGCUGUUAUAACACUCCGUGACCAUUGGUGAACAUACCAAAGAAACCAAAUGUGCUCUGUGUUAAUGCUUCUAACCUGUUUGCAAUGUUUCAGUUUCAAUUAAGAUUAUAUGGUGGUUCAGUGUUUUCUCAAUGUAGAUUUGAAGAAAACUAAAUAGAAUAUUUUUCUUUGUGUAUGUAAUAUUCUCUGAUUUAUCAUUUAUCUUGUCCUUUUAUUCAAAGGUAUACAUUACAAUUCCAUGUCUAAAGAAUAAGAUUGUUGGUAAAGUUUGUCAUUAUUUGAUCUGAUUAAAAGUUUAACCAGCAAUUUUUCACUCACAAUUUUGAAUGUUUACGUAACCUCUCUGUUCUUGCAAAAUUCACCCUCUUCUUGCAGGAUGGGCAAAUUGCAUGUAUUUUACACGUAAUGAAUGAGGCUGUGUAAUAAACAAUGUCUCCCAAUUAGAACUGAGUAAUAUUAGAGAGCUCCGGGGCAAUAUGUUGUUAUUCUAUGCAUUAUUUUUAGUCUUCUCUGUGGAACUGUUAAUUGGUUCCUCACAAGUUCGUAUUAUUGUGUCAGAGAUAUUGUCAUAAUAUUUUUGGCAAGUCUCAGAUAAUGAGAGGAACAAAUGUUUUAUAUGAUCUUUGAGAAAGAAAAGAGGAACUAGGUGAAGGAUGUAGAUACAGGAAAGUUUAACUAUUGUACAGUUUUAUGUUGAAUCUCACUUGACGUUAAAUAAAAAGUAUCAGAUACCGGUCUCAUUAUUACCCUUAUGAUACUAAAUUGAAUUAAACACGAUGUUGAACAAUCAAAAUCAUUGUCAUUCCAAUUUACCAUACCACCUUUUUGAGAAAGUAACAAAAGAGGUGCAGCACAUACUUCAACAAUUUAAUAUAAACAAACACAAUAGUGGAAUGGGAUACAUAUGUCAUCAAC
This is a messenger RNA of Coregonus sp. 'balchen', 13126 nucleotides long. NCBI's taxonomy places the organism in Eukaryota, Metazoa, Chordata, Actinopteri, Salmoniformes, Salmonidae. The record is from the annotation of a GenBank genome assembly.